Messenger RNA from Carassius carassius (crucian carp), 1620 nucleotides. Its product is annotated as thyrotropin-releasing hormone receptor. Gene Ontology annotation, cellular component: membrane. Bases 185 to 1354 code for a protein of 389 amino acids. Gene Ontology annotation, biological process: phospholipase C-activating G protein-coupled receptor signaling pathway. Gene Ontology annotation, molecular function: thyrotropin-releasing hormone receptor activity. Lineage: Eukaryota; Metazoa; Chordata; Actinopteri; Cypriniformes; Cyprinidae. The transcript is spliced from 4 exons. The record is from RefSeq and is a predicted model, not a curated record.
AAGAGGAGGAGAGAGAAGAGACGAAGAGGACUGAUGCUGGUUCUCAGCAGAUGCUGCAGCUCUCUGGAGAAGAAACACCUUUCGUUAGUGAAGUAUAACUGAAGAUCCAUCGUCUGGAAGAUCAUCCAGCUUCACGGAGUUUUGUUGAGAUGGCUAUAAUGGGAAUAUCUUGAGAAACUCCACGAUGGAUAACAGCAGCUCAACAUCUCCUGACAGAAACUCCAGCGACGGUCAGACGCUGACCACGAUGCCGGAGAACUCGCUGGAGGUUCAGGCGGUCACCAUCUCUCUGUCGCUGCUCAUCUGCGGCGUGGGAAUCGCUGGGAACGUCAUGGUGGUUCUGGUGGUGAUCCGUAGCAAACACAUGAUGACCGCGACCAACUGUUACCUGGUAAGUUUAGCCAUGGCUGAUCUGACCGUGCUUUUGGCCGCCGGUUUACCAAACAUCUCUGAGGUUGUGGCUUCGUGGAUCUAUGGUUAUGCCGGCUGUGUUUGCAUCACGUACCUGCAGUAUCUGGGAAUCAAUGUCUCCUCCUGCUCCAUCACGGCCUUCACCAUCGAGCGCUACAUCGCCAUCUGCCACUCCAUCAAAGCCCAGUUCAUCUGCACCGCAUCGAGAGCCAAGAAGAUCAUCGCCUGCGUCUGGAUCUUCACAUCUCUGUACUGCAUCAUGUGGUUCUUCCUGGUGGACACCAAUGAGACGGUUUAUUCUAACGGCGUCGUGGUUCGCUGCGGCUACCGGGUGUCCAGGAACCUCUAUAUGCCCAUCUACUUCCUGGACUUCACCCUGUUUUAUGUGGUUCCUCUCGUCGUGGCUUUGGUUCUUUACGGUCUGAUCGCCAGGAUCUUGUUUCAAGACCCGCUGCCAACGAAUCUGUCCGAGCAGAAGCUCUCCGUCCAUCAGAGCCGACGACAGAGCUCUGUCAAAGUUUCCUGCAGAGCAAACGCAGCGUCUUCCAGAAAACAGGUCACAAAGAUGCUGGCGGUGGUGGUGGUUCUGUUCGCUCUCCUCUGGAUGCCGUAUCGGACUCUAGUGGUUGUGAAUUCCUUCAUGGAUCCGCCGUAUCUCAACACCUGGUUCCUGCUCUUCUGUCGCAUGUGCAUUUACACCAACAGUGCCGUCAACCCCAUCAUCUACAACGCCAUGUCGCAGAAGUUUCGAGCUGCUUUUAAGAGGCUCUGCGUCUGUAAACGCAGGUCAGAUCAGAGCCGAGUGAGCAAAAGCACUGAUUUCAUUCCUGACAGUCACCAGGUAAAAAUAGCUGUUUCAUCAUUCCCAGUGGGAACACAAGCACACGUGGGUCUCUAUAUCCACGCAUCUGAUCAAACACAUCCACAGUUCACAUUUCCCUGAACUGAAGCUACAUCAGAAGCUACAUCAUCUCCCGUUCUGUUUUUAGUUAUUUUUGUUUGCUUGAUUUGAGCUAUUUUAGUUCAUGCUUUCAUUUUUUCACUCUGUUUUGCAUUCUGUCAUGCUCUUCAUGUCAGGUAUGGGUUAUUCAUAAAUAGCACUCUUAUGUUCCCAGAAUUCACUUUUCACUUUUUACUUGCACUAAAUAUUUUAAAGGUUGCAGCACUCAAACUUAAGCCUGGUAAACAGACAAACUACUGUUUUUCUGC